This is a messenger RNA of Notothenia coriiceps (black rockcod), 425 nucleotides long. RefSeq names its product kinetochore-associated protein 1. Gene Ontology annotation, molecular function: small GTPase binding. Gene Ontology annotation, biological process: mitotic sister chromatid segregation; protein localization to kinetochore involved in kinetochore assembly; mitotic spindle assembly checkpoint signaling. The transcript has 4 exons. NCBI's taxonomy places the organism in Eukaryota, Metazoa, Chordata, Actinopteri, Perciformes, Nototheniidae. The annotation marks the transcript as partial. Gene Ontology annotation, cellular component: cytoplasm; RZZ complex; kinetochore microtubule. The record is from RefSeq and is a predicted model, not a curated record.
UUAUGGUUGCCGUCUGAUUAUUUUUCGUGAGUUGGUAACUAAUUCUCAACUGUAUCAGCGGUGUCGGCAAUCUGCUAACUAAUAGUUAACUUCGCUGCAUGACAUGGCGAUGUGGAGCGACGUUGAGCUUCUGACCAACGAGGACACAAACCCGGUCCGCCUCAGCAGUGAGGAGAAUGGUAGUGGUUUGUAUCAGGUGGACACAUUGGUCAAAAUCUCCACUGCCAAUGAGGUGCAGAGAGAUCCCCGUCUAUCCGCCUCCAGUGGGUCCAACUGGAGCAUUGUUGUGGCAGACAAGACGGUUAUCCUGUUUGACCAGAGCUAUCAAACCAUCCUGCUGCUUCUGCAUUUUGGCAGGAAAAACGGUGACAAUGACAAAAACUACGACACAAUCGAUCUGCCCAAGCGCUGUGAGCCGACCAAAG